AUGGAAACUCUGAACUGGGUGACAGCUAACCCCAUGGCUCUGUGGACCAAGAGCUGGUGGCAGACAGAGCGCUGCUAUGCUGAGUAUGACAAAGCCUACCUGGAAGGCCCCUGCCUCACCUCCCUGCACAGAUACCUGGAGCUGGGAGGCCAGAGAUUCACCCGGAGAGAACCACCCACAGUCCGGGUGACAAAGCACUCAGCCCAGGACGGGGGUACCACCCUGAGGUGCUGGGCCCUGGGCUUCUAUCCACGAGACAUCUCACUGAGCUGGUGGCUGGGUGAGAAGAAGUUGAAUUCAAAGCUUGAGUAUGUGGAGACACGCCCCAGUGGAGAUGGCACCUAUCAGACAUGGAUGGCCGUGUGGGUGCCGGCUGGGAAUGAGACCCAAUACAUAUGCCAUGUGCAGCACUCCAGCCUGAAUCACACGCUCACUGUGUCCUGGGAAAUGCCCUCUCAUCCAGGACUUACGGCCAUAGUUAUCUCUCUCAUCCUGAUCUUGCUGGUGAUUGGCAGUGUUGUGAGCUUGAUCAAGUGCCUUCAAGCCAGGAAUAAGGAACCUCACAAGCAAGUCCCAGGUGAUUGUGGUAUGGACCAGUUGGGGAGAGGAAACCCCAGAUGUUCCCAACAUAGCAGAGAUGCCUUAGAACUCAGGAUGGGGGUGGGGCAUGGUGAAUAGGACCCCCAUAAUUCUCAAAGCCCAGCAAGAUCAAGAGCUGCUCAACUCAUCUGCUGACAGAAGUCACUGUCACAAAUCAAGGUUGUGUUUUGUGGAGUAUUAGGCUCCCCUGCACUGGCUGGCUCAUGUGAUCUGUGAAGGGCCCACCCAACCCAAAACUGAGCCCUCUGCAUCCCCACCAGCCUUCUUACAAGCAGUCUGUGCCACUAAGAUGGCUUUACCCUCUUCCUGAAGCCCUUUUAAAAGUCUAAUUAUUUCCAGUUUGGGGGGAUGGGAAGGGGGGCCGUAGUAAUCCCUCAGCUCCUCUUACACUUGACAAUUUGCAGAGUGAUUUCAUGUUAAUUGUAAAUCUCACUUGAGCUUCUCAGGCACUCUAUGAGUUUGGCAAUGUUACUCUCAUUCCCACUUGCCCAACCUGAAAACCAAGGGUCUGGGCAGUCAGGGAAAAACCAGAAAAGUAUCCAAGAGUUAUAGGGGCAGCAUCCUGUGUGAACCUGCUAGCAUCAGAAAGAAAUGACUGACUGCCUGCUUCUUUUAUAGGUGUGUUCUGUAUAUAUGUAUGAUCUCCUUCUGUAUAGAUUAGAGUGUUGGGUGUGUGAGGGUAUAGGAGAGGCAGUAAGGGUAGGUGUGUGAAACUGAGGAGGUGUGUUAGGGUGAGGAUGUGUGGGUGUGUAUGUUUGAGGGUGAGAGGAUAUAUGGGGUGCAUGUGAGGGGGAGUGUAUGUGUGGUGUGUGGUAUCCUUUUGUAUUUGAGGAGAAGCUCAGAAGACAGGUACCUGGAGACCUGUUAGUUAGUCCCAGGCAACUGAAGGUUGGGACACAAUUCAGACCAUACUUUCCCUAUGUCCUAUCCUUUUGAAUGGUUGAAUUUUUACAAUAGGCACAGGUUACUGAUAGAGUAGGAAAAGACCCCUUUUCUCUGUGUCACAUGAAAAUGCCUGUGAAGGAUAUGUCUGGAGAAGGCCCAGCCUCACCUUUGCACGUUCAGUGGAGCAGAAACCCCUUGUCUCCUCUCUGAACAAGAAUCCAGUCUCAGGGCCAUUUGAUGUGCUAGCAGUUGGGACUCCAGAGCCGAGGCAGAGAGAGCGCUCUCCAUUGUCAUAAGGACACAAGGUCAGACCCCUUCCAGAGCACCCGCUGCCUCCCUUUCAGCUGACGCCAAAGUGCAACGGAGCCUCCUGUGGGGAGUUUGAAACUUCUGUAUCUACAGCCCUGGGAGGCUCAAAGGCCAAGGAUGUGAACGCUUGUAAUACUAGAAAAAGAAUCAACCUACCCUGGUGGCCUGUAGGACCUAAGCAGUGAGCUUGUAAUGAUUGGCUUGUACUGAAGACAUGUCUUAUAUGUCUGUUUUUCUCACCGAUGUUGUCAUGCUGUGCAAACCACAUACUAAGCAGAGUUCUAGGCACUUUAUUGUAUGUUAGUCUCUCAGUCGUGUCCAGCUCUGUGAGACCCCAUGGACUGUAGUCCACCAGGCUACUCUGUCCAUGGAAUUCUCUAAGCAGGAAUACUGGAGUGGAUAGCCAUUCCUUUCUCCAGGGGAUUUUCCUGACCCAGGGAUCCAACCUGGGUCUUCUGCAUUGCAGGCAGAUUCUUUACCAUCUGAGCCACCAGGGAAGCCCUUUAUUUUGUACUUUAUUGUAUACUAAGCUAUUUAGUCUUCCAAGCAUGAGUGUGGGGGGUAAUGAAUACUUCUGUGGUACAGAUGAGGAAACUGAGGCCCAGGGUCCCACAGCUGAUUCAUGCCAGAGCUGGGAUGUGAGGACAGGCAGUCUGGCUGCUGCAGCCUGGCCACCUCACCACUGCACCAAAGCCUCAAAAAUAACUGAGCUGUUCUGUAAAUGGGCAAGUAAGUACAGGUCUACAAUCCCUUUUUCGCAGUUCUGAAAUCUACAAAAACCUCUGGAAGCUAGAAGCAUCUUCCCAACUUUGUCAUCAAAACAUGACCUGGGAGAGGGGCAGGAGGGGAAAAAAAAAAAUCCUAAAGUGAAGUGAGGUUCAGUGCUUCCACUGCCAGGGGCACAGUUUUGAUCCCUAAUCAGGGAACUAAGAUCCCACAUGCCCCACUAUGGAGCAAAAAAGAAAAAGAGUCAAGUGGGGUUAUUCAUAUUCUUCAUUUACUUCCUCUAGUGUGCCUUUUCACAUUUUUUCACAGAAAUACUGAUUUGGGGGAUUAUUGGAUGUCACCCCAGACAUCUCUGGUAGUAUUAUAUAAUAUUCAGUAUUCACAUCUUGGUAUCUUUCUAAAGCCCAAAAAAUUCUAAAUUCUAAACUAUAUCCGGCUCUAAGGGUUUCGGGUAAGGGAUUAUGGACCUGUAUUAAUAAGGUUUUGUGGUAAUAAAUGUGUUUUAUUUUUACAGUU
Molecule: messenger RNA, 3036 nt
Organism: Cervus elaphus (red deer)
Lineage: Eukaryota; Metazoa; Chordata; Mammalia; Artiodactyla; Cervidae
Product: H-2 class I histocompatibility antigen, alpha chain-like
Exons: 5
Coding region: 1-678 (225 amino acids)
Biological process (GO): immune response
Cellular component (GO): external side of plasma membrane
Source: RefSeq, a predicted model, not a curated record